AUGGAGAAGCUAAUACUCCGCAGCGUCAUGUACGGCGCCGACAAGAUACCCGACAGCUGGUUUGAGAAGAUUCCUGGAGGCUAUUUCAGAGAGAAGGGCGCACAGGGCAACGACAAUACCAAUACCAAAUCUUCCGGGCCCAGGGACAGCGACAGACGCCACACAUCAGACAGCAGGAGAGACAGGGACGAUGGACGUCGCCGUGAGGGUCGAGGCCGCUCUGACGGUCAUCGCCGCCGACAUCGACGCAGCAGAAGCUCAUAUGAUGGCGGCGCUGACAGCGAGGAGGAUGACUACUACCACAGUGAGGAUGGCCGGCGAAGGUCUUACAGAGAGAGAACGCACCGACGACCCCGUAGUGUUGACGACGAUCGGUACGGCUACAACGACGGCUACGACAGGAGGCCGCGCGAGCGAAGGUAUAGAGCCGACAGGCGGCAAUCGCCACCUCGAAGAGAUCGAUAUGAUGAUUGCGAGCGGCCUUCUACUGGCGGCAGCGGUCCACGGCCAAACCCCUACCCACCCAAUGACUUCGCGCCGCCUGCUGGAGCUCAAGGGGCUGGGACAGGACCACCUCCAACCACGGCACAUGUCCCGGGAGGCAACCCGAGCAAACACUCUGCACCUCCACCCUUGAACACGCAACUACCUACACAACCACCCCAACCAUCUCAACCAUGGCAAAGCGCGAUGAAGCCCGGUCCUUACGUUCCAUACUCCCACGUCUACGGCCAGCAAUUAGCACCAACAUCUCCAGCAGCGCCACCGCCCAAAGGCUACGCUCAGAAUCCGUAUGCUCAACGAGCACCGACUGCAGCUGAAGCCGGGGCGGGCAGAGACUACGACCGACAAGGAGGCCUGAUGAACAAACCCUACGAUCCGCGCUCCGCUGCGAGACGCACGGCGCCUUAUGACGGGAACGCAGAGACUAACUCCGAUUCCUCCCCGCCGCCGCACAGUGGGCCAGCCGGUCGUGACUACUCGCCGUCGAAUGACAGUUUCGAUUUCUGGAACGAGGAUUCGCGAGCCAGCCGUGGACGCGGCAGCGAAGAUUCGGAAGAGCAGCAGUGUCGAGCCAGGCAACAGUUCGUUCAGCCGUCACAGCCGCUAAGAGCAUACCCGCCAACCGGAUACUCUCCGCCUCCGCCGUCAUCAAGCAUGCAGAACGACACUUCCGACCGACAGCAGCCUCGCGGUGGUAGAGGGAACAGCUCAAACUCAGAUUAG
Saxophila tyrrhenica is the source of this 1227-nucleotide messenger RNA. RefSeq lists its product as uncharacterized. NCBI's taxonomy places the organism in Eukaryota, Fungi, Ascomycota, Dothideomycetes, Mycosphaerellales, Extremaceae. Bases 1 to 1227 code for a protein of 408 amino acids. The record is from RefSeq and is a predicted model, not a curated record. The transcript has 3 exons.